GAAGUAAGCAUUGACGAAUCGUUGCUGCUUGUCAAGGAUCACCAAAGUUGGAUACAAUGCAUUCGUACCAAAGCAGCACGAUUCGGCAUAAAAAACUAUGUAUUCUGCGAGUCGGUAACCGGCUACGUUUUGAAAAUCAUUAUAUACAACGGAAUGGGAAAGUCAGUCGGUAGAGCUACAUACGGAUUUACGUCAGCAACGGCCAAGAUAGUUCUUGAGCUUUUCAAGGAUUAUCUUGGAAAAGGAUAUAGUUUUUUUAUGGACAAUUUUUAUAAUUCAAUUGCCUUGACCAGAUUUUUAAAGUCGCAAAAGACGGACGUAGUUGGUACUUUAAACCGACGGUGUGUCGACUGUCCUGGGGAUAUAAAAAAUCUCAACGAGAAACGAAUGGGUAGAGGCGAUGUGGUAAGUCGACACUGUGGUGACGUUUCCGUCGUCGCCUGGAAGGAUGUCAAACUGGUGACAACAGUCUCGACUUACCACAACGACGAUAUGGCUCCGGGUAGUAAUUUUUUUUUUUGUAUAUUUCACGUUUUUUAUAUGUGGCAGUCCACGUUAAAAAGGUCCAGAUGUCGGCAUCUAGUUUCCGAGAUAUAAUAUUUAUUAUUAAUAAUUUUUUUCGACGUUUCGUCUUCAAAUGACUGUAAAAAAAUUGCAAGUUUUUGAAAAAAAAAUUAACCCUACCUAUCAAUUGACUAUUCUAGAUAACAAAUGUGUAGUUAAAUAUCAAACUCCGGUAAGUCACACCCCUACUCAAAACUAAACUAUGAAUGCCGCCAAAUUUGAAAUUAAAAUCUUCAUAAGUUAGUUUUUAUCAAAACACGGUACGUGCAUUAAAACUAUAUGAAAAUAACGGUUAAAAUUGUUGAUUUAUAUCAUAUCCCGGCAAGUCCACUGACAACUGUUUAUCAAUAUCAGGCAUGUCCGUAUUAGCCAAUCAGAGUUAAGCGUCGCGCAAAGAUGGCUGCCAUUCCGUCGAGUUACCGGGAGUGCAACGCUGCGUGUCCUCUUUUAUAUUCGUUGUUUUUUGGUAAAAAAUGAGUGAAAAUACUCCAAAUUUAUGUGUACUGGAUCCUGAUAAAGCCAAAAAAAAGCUAACAUCAAAAUCUCAGCUUAAACUAGCUGAGGAAAAAGAGAAAAGCGUAAUCGAGGACAGGAUUCUACAGUAAAAACGUGAGUUUUAGGGUUUAAAGGAGUUAAUAAUGAGUGUAUAAUAGUAAUAAGUGCACAAGCUAAAAAUAUUAAUCAGGAAUGUGCUUCAUGUGUUUUACUUACCUAAACUGCUUUGGUGUGUUAUUUUUCUUUUGCUUGAAGUUAAAUAAGAUACUGCUCUGUGUUGAACGCACAUAAAAAUUUACCACAAGAUUUGAUUUUUUUGUUUAUUUUAAAUUAAGCUUUACCUACUUAUACGCAGACUUGUAAACGUUAUAAGCUUAUACAUUUAAGUUUUCUGAUGUUAAGAAUAAUUUGUAUUAAUGUCUCUGGAUUAGAUUAAAAAUUCUUUACUGUCCUAUUAGUGUAGGUAUGCCUUUUAAGUACCUACCUACCUACUAAUAUUUUCAGGGGCCAAUUCUUGCAAGAAUUACUACUAACAUUUGCCUGAUUUAUUACUUGCCUGUGACUAUUAAUAAAAUUUAGCUUUUAUGUCUACUUUACAGCUGCACCUAAUUCUAUUUUUUUCAUCUAUUUAUUAAAAACCUAUGAGCUAACAGUUUGCUUGUCUUUUAUAGGUAUUCAGCGCCCGGUUUACCUAAAAGACCAGCAUGUGGACAUGACACUAAAAAUUUAAAGUGUGCAACUGUUACCUCAAAUGAUAUGUUUCAUUUUCAUCGAAAUUACUACUCCGUUUUAGAUAAAAUUUAUCAAGACAAUUUCAUUAUAAAACACGUGACUGCCACUCCAGUCAAACGCCGACGUCCUAGGAGUAAGACUAAAGAAAAUCAGAGGCAGUUUACUAUGGUUUAUAAAAUAUAUAGCAAGAAACAAAAUAAAUACGUCCAAGUUUGCAAAAUGGCUUUCAUGAGUAUUUUACGGAUAAAUAAAUCACGUAUAGAAGGUGUUAUGAAAAGACACGCUGAAUCUGGAACUAUGGCAAAAGAAAAUAGAGGGGGGGACCGAAAAUUAUUCCAAUUUGCGUCAAGAAAAGAAGCGAUUCAAAACUUUAUUAAAAAGUUUAAGCCACUGGAGACACACCAUUCUCGAGGUCAAAUUAAAAUACGUAUGUAUUUGUCUCCAGAUCUCAAUGUAAAAAAAAUGUGGCAAAUGUACAAUGACGAAGCUUUGCCCGGUUACGAAGUUAAAAUUGGAUAUUUCAGAAAAGUAUUUAACACGAGCUUUAAUAUUGGAUUCGGAUCUCCUAGGCAAGAUGUUUGUUCGGAUUGUCUUCAAUUACUUGAGCGCAUAAAAUUAUCCCGCAAUGAACAAGAAAAGCAAGGGUUACGAACACAGUAUAGAGUGCACAAACUCAGAGCCAAAUGCUAUUUUGAAAAUUUAAGAGAGGAAUCACCGAAUCUACAAAUACUGAGUUUUGACUGCCAAAAAAAUUUGCCGUUACCUAAAGUGCCUGAUCAGUCCGUAUAUUAUUCACGACAGCUAUAUCUUUAUAACUUAACCGUAGUCGUUGGUACUUCCAAGGCAUCCUUAACACCCGAAAAUGUGCAUGCAUAUGUUUGGACAGAAGAACAAGCCGCAAAAGGGUCCAACGAAAUAUGUUCUUGCGUGUACGAUUGUCUGAAUUCUCUCGACUUUACCGGAAAAGAAAAAGUAAGAUUGGUGGCUGAUGGCUGUGGUGGGCAAAAUAAAAAUUCCAUGCUUAUAACAAUGGCUAUGAAAUGGCUUUACGAUUCUAGAAUUCGUUUUCCAAAUCUUACUGAACUACAACUAGUUUUUCCUGUCACAGGACACUCUUUCAUACCCCCAGAUAGAGUGUUCGCGUUGACAGAAAAACAAAUAAGACGUAGAGAGAAUAUUAUUCAGCCUCAAGAAUACAUGGAUUUGAUUGCCAAUCACGCAACAAUUCACAAGGUUAAAAUAGAUGUCCCAAUUCUAGAUUGGAAGACCGAACGACAAAAUAAUUUAAAAUCUACAUUUCACUUCCAAGUCAGCAAGUGUAAGCGUAUCAUUAUUACCCGUACGAGCAGGGACAAAAUAGAGGUCACUGGAGAAAUAUCAUACCGGAACAACCUUGGUGGAAGUGCUUCACUAUUGAAGAGAGGUAAAAGAAUGUACGAUAUUGAUCCCAGUAUUCUUGAAAGUGCUCCCUCGGUAAACCCUGAUAAAUUGGUGGACGUAGAAAAGUUGUUGCAAAAACAUUUUGGGCCUCAAUGGGAUCAAAUAUCUGAACUACAAUUUUAUAAAAAUAUUUUGCAAAGUAAUGUUGUACCAAUGAUUGGAGAGAGAGAAGAGGAAAUUAUAAACAAUUCGGAAGAAUAUGAGAUGCAAGAAGUUUUAGAUUUUGUAUAAGUGUUUUUGAUUUUAUUUCUUAAAAAUAAAUAUUUUGGUCACAAUAACUGUCAUUUUUUAUUAUAAACUCAUUUAUUCAUAAAAUAUAAUUAGCAUGCCCUGAGUACGUCCAGUUUACAUUGGUGUUUAUCAAACCCAGGUAAGUUUAGUAACUAUUUAUCAAAAACCGUUAAGUCCACGACAAUUUUUUUCAAACACCGGUACGUUUCGCUAAUACAUAUCAAUAUCCGGUAUGUCCAAACUUUUACCCGAUUUUCCACCUUUUUUAUUAUAAAUAUGUUAGUUUUUAAAAUGAAAUAGCAAAUGUAUCACCAAACUGAAUAAUAUAUUAUCUAGAAAACACUAAAA
Messenger RNA from Pectinophora gossypiella (pink bollworm), 3810 nucleotides. RefSeq lists its product as uncharacterized. The record is from RefSeq and is a predicted model, not a curated record. Lineage: Eukaryota; Metazoa; Arthropoda; Insecta; Lepidoptera; Gelechiidae. The transcript is spliced from 2 exons. Bases 1816 to 3462 code for a protein of 548 amino acids.